AUGUCCUCGGGGAGGCCAGGGGAUGGGGCGGGGGGUGGGGCAGGGGUCAAGGGUGGGACGGGAGGCAAGGGAGGUAAGGGGCACAAGAGUGCCUGUAGGUUGAGAAUUGGGUCAUGGAACAUAGGUACAUUGACGGGUAAGUCUAUAGAGCUGGCGAAGAUCCUACAGAAGAGGAAGGUCAAUAUAGCGUUUGUCCUGGAGACUCGGUGGGUAGGAUCGAGGGCGAGGAAUGCAGACGAGUAUAAGUUGUGGUACUCUGGAGUCCUGAAGGGUAAGAAUGGUGUAGGCAUUUUGGUGGAUAGGGAACUUAGAGAGUCUGUGGUAGAGGUUAGGCGGGUGAAUGGUAGGUUAAUGUCUAUUAAGUUGGUGGUUAGAGAGUGCACCCUAAAUGUUGUUAGUGCGUAUGCGCCGCAAGCAAGCUUGGAUGAGGAGGUUAAGAGGUGCUUCUGGGAGGGGUUGGAUAAGAUUUUGCGUAGUAUUCCGUCUGUUGAGAGGUUAUUUAUAGGAGGGGAUUUUAAUGGUCAUAUUGGGUCGACUGCAGACGGCUAUGGCGAGCUGCAUGGUGGCUUUGGUUUUGGGGAUAGGAACGCAGGAGGAACUUCGCUGUUGGAUUUCGCAAGGGCAUUUGAGCUGGUGAUUUCUAACUCUAGUUUUCCAAAGAGGGAGGAUCAAUUGGUUACUUUUCAGAGCAUAGUGGUGAAGACUCAGAUUGACUAUCUGCUCCUUAGGAGGUGUGAUAGAGGGUUGUGUAAGGAUUGCAAGGUUAUCCCGAGUGAGACCCUCGCGACGCAGCAUAGGCUCUUAGUGAUGGACGUCGGUAUUAUGAUGAAGAGGAAGAAGAGGACUGCACGCGGUCGAUCGAGGAUCAGGUGGGGAGCCUUGACUAAGGGUAAAGCUCAGGAGUUGGAAGGGAGGCUAUCGGCCGUGGGAGCCUGGAAGAGUAGUGGGGACGCGAGUGUUAUGUAG
Molecule: messenger RNA, 966 nt
Organism: Nicotiana attenuata
Lineage: Eukaryota; Viridiplantae; Streptophyta; Magnoliopsida; Solanales; Solanaceae
Product: craniofacial development protein 2-like
Exons: 1
Coding region: 1-966 (321 amino acids)
Biological process (GO): chromatin remodeling
Cellular component (GO): nucleus
Molecular function (GO): catalytic activity
Source: RefSeq, a predicted model, not a curated record